GUAUUUAAUCACACACUGAAUAGAAGAAAGCAGUUCAGCAUCCUUAGUUCUAGUUUUAGCAUGGAAAAACAUGGUGAGGAAGAAGAGUUUGUUGGUUUCAGCUACGAUGUGUUGAUUAAUUUUAGAGGUGAAGAUGCUGGGAACAAUUUUGUAGGACAUCUCCGUAGAGAGUUGGGUAGUGAGGGAAUAAACACAUUCAAUGAUGACAGAGAUAUGAGGAUAGGGAAAGGUCUUUCACUUGCUCUGUGUGAGGCCAUUGAAGAAUCUAAUAUUUUCAUAGUUGUGUUUUCUGAGAACUAUGCAUCUUCCACAUGGUGUCUGGAUGAACUUGUUGAGAUCAUGGAACGCACCCACAAGAACAGUAAGCAAGUUGUUUACCCAGUGUUCUACCAUGUAGAUCCCUCAGAUAUACGGAAAAUCAGAAAUAGUUUCGAAAAACACAUGACGGCACACGAAAAUGAGAUUGGAAAAGAGUCGCAGAGAAUACAAGCUUGGAGGUCUGCUUUGUUUGAAGCAGCUAGCUUGCCAGGGAUGCAUAUUCCCACCGGGUAUGUACAUCAACAAUUUCAUUACAAAAUCAUUCAGUCUUAUUUCUAUCUCAUCCUAAAUUUUGAAAGCUAACUAACUAAUUAACUUGACUGUAUAAUAUAAUGUUUUUA
Messenger RNA from Vigna umbellata (rice bean), 659 nucleotides. The record is from RefSeq and is a predicted model, not a curated record. Lineage: Eukaryota; Viridiplantae; Streptophyta; Magnoliopsida; Fabales; Fabaceae.